UCGCGGGGCGCGGUGCACCUUGCUCCCGGCGCCCCCGCCCCGCGCCGGCCCCUCCCCGCGCGGCCCGCCCGGGUCGGUGCCAGCCCCUUCCGUCCUCGCGGCCCCGCCGCUGUCCUCCGCCGGCGCGCGAGGGAGGACGAUGGGUCAGCGCGGAAAAAGUGAAUGAGGGCGGCGGCGGCCGCGGCGAGCGCCUGACUCGCGGGGCCCGAGCGCCGCCCGCGCCCCCGCCCGCCGGCUCCAUGGACGCGCCGCGCGCCUCGGCGGCCAAGCCCCCCACCGGGAGGAAGAUGAAGGCUCGUGCCCCCCCGCCCCCUGGAAAGCCCGCCACCCCGACCGCGCACAGCGGCCGGAGACCUCACUGCGACGCGUCGCCCGGGCCCCCGCAGAGCCUGCUCGCCGUGAAGGAGGCCCUGGGCGGCGGGGUGCUGGCCAUCACCGUGGUGCUGCCCAGCGGGCUGGAGAAGAGGAGCGUGGUCAACGGCAGCCAUGCCAUGAUGGACCUCCUGGUCGAACUCUGCCUUCAGAACCACCUGAAUCCGUCCAACCACGCCCUGGAGGUCCGCUCUUCAGAAACCCAACAGCCUUUGAAUUUUAAGCCAAACACUUUAGUUGGAACCUUGAAUGUCCACACCGUGUUUCUGAAAGAAAAAGUUCCUGAAGCGAAAGUUAAGGCUGGCCCCCCAAAGAUGCCUGAGAAGACCGUGCGCCUGGUCGUCAACUACCUGCGCACGCAGAAGGCAGUGGUGCGCGUGAGCCCCGAGGUGCCUCUGCAGAACCUCCUGCCGCUCAUCUGCGCCAAGUGCGACGUCAGCCCGGAGCACGUGGUGCUCCUCAGGGACAACGUGGCCGGCGAGGAGCUGGAGCUCUCCAAGUCCCUGAGCCAGCUGGGGAUAAAGGAGCUCUACGCCUGGGACAACCAGCGAGAAACUUUUAGAAAAUCAUCCCUUGAGAAUGAUGAAACAGAUAAAGAGAAGAAAAAAUUUCUGGGAUUUUUCAGAGUUAAUAAAAGAAGCAACAGUAAGGGCUGCUCGACAACCCCAAACUCCCCGAGCGUGAAUCCUCGUUCCGUCCCGCUGGGUCCGUCCCUCUCGCUCAGCAACAUCUCAGGGGUAUCUGUCAAGUCGGACCUGAAGAAGCGCCGGGCUCCCCCUCCUCCAACCCUGCCUGGAACGGCGCCUCCCGUGCAGGACAAAGCAUCAGUAAAGCUCUCGCUGGGGUCCCAGACGGACUUACAGAAGAAGAAGAGGCGGGCGCCGGCCCCCCCGGCGCCCCAGCCCCCGCCGGCCAGCCCGCUGGUGCCCGCCCGCACGGAGGACCAGGAGGAGAACAGGAGGUCCCGGACGGGUGUUGGACGGCAGGUACCACAAAAGCCUCCCAGGGGCGCGGCUCGGGGCCCCCCCCAGUUAGUGCUCCCCCCGCCCCCGCCCUACCCGCCUCCUGACACAGAUGCAGCAGAGCCGCUGGGCUCCCCUGGGGACGGCGCUGCCUGCGAGGCCUCCGACCCGAGGCCCACACGGAGCCUGCCCCUGGGGCCCGGCAGCCCCCGAGGUGUGGACGGGGUCCCGCCCAUGCCACCAGAGGCGGAAGAGACCGUGUCCGUCGGCAGCUGCUUGGCGUCCGAGGACACCACGGAGGACUCCGGCGUCAUCAGCUCCCCAUCGGACAUCGUCUCUCUGGACUCCCAGCAUGACAGCGCCAAGUCCAAAGAGAAGUGGGCCACGGACCAGGAAGACUGCAGCGACCAGGACCUGGUGGGAACCCCGGCUGGCCCCCCUCGGAGCCCCUCGUGGGACAGAAGCAGUUCUGAGACCUGGCCUCCCAGAAAUGGAGAAGCUGCACCAGCCUCAGACGAGGGCGAAGACCUGUUUACGGCUGCACGGUUCCAGGAACCCCUCGCAGAACCGGAUGGCGAGCUGGAAGAAAUGGAAGAGAGUUAUGACACCGACUCCAGCUCCCUCAGCAGCUCUGUACCCGGUGUGUCCAGUCGCUGCCCACAAGAUGCCGCCAGCCCCAACGGCGAUGCUGAGGCAAUCCCGGUGACGUUCAUUGGGGAGGUUCUAGAAGAUCCCGUGGACUCAGGGUCAUUUUCCAACAGAAACAACAACGCCGGCUCCUUCGACAUGGGGAGCGCGGCUGGCAGGAAGGCCCAGCUGCCCCCGAGCCGAGACACAGGGUCCGGCUCCUCUGCCCCUUCCCAAGACCAUGGGAGAGAAAUCAGAGCAGCCUCACCCAACAGCCAGCAGGAUGGGGAUCCCCCAAAAAUGCGGCCCAAAGCAGCUUCGGCAUCGGCGCUUCCCACACACGACCUGAAUGGGAAGCAGAAAGACACCGGGCCCCACGCCACCUGCGGUGGGAGGAUGCCGGCCGCCCGGGGGGAGGACUCGCAGCUCCAGAGGGAGGACGGCGAAGAUAAAAACGGGGCCUCAACACCGCUGUCCUGGUAUCAAAGAGGCCAACACACCAGGGGGAGUUAUGGGCUGAAAUACGGCCUCACAACAUAUAAAAUUGUCCCCCCAAAGUCAGAAAUGAGAUGUUAUGACCGGGGAGCUUCCUUGUCGACCAGUGCCAUUAAGAUCGACGAGCUGGGGAACCUGGUGAACCCCAACGCAAGCACGGGCAGGACCAUCGUCCCCACCUCGCCCACCGUGGAAGCAGAAACCCCACCCAUUGGAAAAGUCAAAGAAUUCUGGAGGUCUAGCUCUAUCGAAAAACACUCUGGCUGGCCCACAGAGCGCUCGGCCACGGGGACCCCCACCCCCCCAACGCCCACGAAACCACAACCUCAGGAAAGCAGACUCAGAGCAGAGCCCACCUCCCCAGACCCCAAAGUGACAGUGCCCCGGCCCCAGGCCACCCAUCCAGAAGAUGGGAGACCUCCAGAUGAGGGGAGAAGCAGGCCACCCCAGGCAGCCCCUUGUCCCGUGAAAGUGCCAGCAGCUAACACUGCAGACGUCCCCUUUCUCAAGCCUCAGAGGAGAACGUCCAGUCAGUACGUGGCCUCUGCCAUUGCCAAGCGGAUAGGGACCCCAAAAGUCCACCCCGACGUGGGGAGGAAGCGUGAUAAUGCCCAGAAGACGUGGGAAGGCAGAGCCCCAGAGCGGACUGGACCGCUCUCCCCGUGGCUAGAUGGUCCCUCCCACAGCCUGUGCCCGGACGGGCCUGACGAAGGGGAUUCAGCAGCAGGAGCCCCUCCCGGAAGGCAAGGCAGCUGCCCUCCCGGAAAGUCAUCUACUCGAGACUGUCCCGCCGGCACCCACCGAGGUUCCCACGCACCUCUGGGCACGGCUUCCCAGAGGGAGCAGGUCUCUGUGGCACAGAGCUGUGGUCUCAGCGGAAAGCAAAGCACCAGGAACCACAGAACCAGCUCUGCAUCCGACCCCACGUGCGCACCGGGAGAGACAAAGCCCCUGCCACCUUGCUCAGGGGCUGAGCAGACUUCCGGCCGGGCCCUGGUGAAUGGCUCCCGGUGGGUCCCCCUCCACAGCGAGCCUCCUCACCCUCCAAGAGUGUCUGUCACACACAGCCACCCCGGUCAGGAGCCCCGCGCACCAGAGGAAAAGCCCAGUCUGCUAAGCACAGGGGUCCUUGAAGCCGAUGGUACACUGCCAGCCAGCAUCUUUGGGCCAAAGAAGAAAUUCAGACCUGUGGUCCAGAGGCCAGCCCCGAAAGACACAUCCCUGCACAGUGCCCUGAUGGAGGCCAUCCACUCGGCCGGAGGGAAGGAUAGGCUUCGCAAGACUCCAGAACCCCGCUCAGACGGAGGGCCCGGGAAACCAUCCUACAUGGAAGGGGACAGCGAGCGCUCAGCCCUGCUGGCGGCCAUCCGCGGGCACAGUGGCACCUGCAGCCUGCGGAAGGUGACAUCCUCUGCCUCGGAAGAGCUCCAGAGCCUCCGCCAGGCCGCACUGUCUGCGCACGGGUCGGAACCCCCGGGCUUUGAAGGCCCGCCGGCCCCGCCGCCCCUGCCCCUUCUGGCCACCCACGCUCCCACCGCAUCCCGGCCGGUGUCCAGGUCCAGCUCGGGCCCCCCCAGCAACACGGCGGAUGCCCGGCAGGCUUUGCUGGAUGCCAUUCGCUCCGGCUCAGGCGCCGCGCGGCUGAGAAAGGUGCCCUUGCUUGUGUGAAUCAGCGACAAGCUGAGACGGCGGCAGAAACUCCCCCUCCAGAACGCCCUCGGCCACCACUCCCCAGCGCCCUGCAGCAGGGGCAUCGGGACCUGGCGGGCUCCCCGUCUCCAGGCCAAAACUCACCGCGUGGACUUUCAGCCCCACGUCAUGCUUCAGAGGACAAGGAAGCCGCCCCGUGUGGCUUGUGCCAAGGAACUGUGUUUUGUCUCUGAAUGUUUAUAAAGCUGCCAAUACUCCACCCUUGUUGGCCGGUGGGUGGGACUAGAGAAGCUGGAGCCCCGCUGCUUACUUGCAUCGAUGGACAGAGUGGAAAGAAUCAUGCCUUCGACUGAUAUUGGACCUUCUGAGACUUUUACCACACGUGGAUGGUGAGGACAGUUUAGUUGUGUAAAAUCAUUUGCAUUCUAGGGAAAUGUGCAAAUCAGGGGAAACAAUCAGAAGCUUCUCGAUGCUCCCGUAAGAGGCCUUUUCUAGGGCGACUUUGCUGAGGGAGGCGAAUCGUGUUUCCUGAUUCUUCAGACAUCUGGGGGGACCUCACGGAGGAUGGCAGAUCAGGAGCUGGGCUAUCGCAAAGCAGCACGGCCGCCCAGAGCGACAAUCUCCCGAGAUGUAUGGCCAGGCGGGUCUGAGUUCAGGGCGGUGGCUGAGCUCAGAAGGGUGUUGGCGCCCACAGCCGGUGUCCCCGUGGACAGCUGCUCCCCAGUGGACUGUGACACAGAGCAGGCCUCCCUGACCGGGGCUGAGCUCCCAGCCCCAAGGCCGCCCUGGGAGCCUUGGAAAUCCUACGCGGGGCCGAGCGGGGAUGUGGCGUGUCACCUGGAGGUCAGAAUCGUGCUGCUGAUUCGCAGUGGGGGCUUCUUUCUUUGCCCAGCAGGUGGGUGGCCCCUGUGAGUCACACAGCAGCCUUUCCGUAUCACCCGGCCCUCAGUCGUCUGUGUUUAUCGUAGCAUCUGUCAAGUACAGCCGUAGAAGAUGCUUCUUUAAAAGAAGUCAAGAGGAAGUGACGAAAUAAAAUUUCUUUCUCGAUGAGGCAGCCGGUAUGGUGAGAAUGUGUCUCAGCGAUGCCGGAUCCUGGCGUCCGGUGGAGUGGAGCCCACCCUGCCCGGUCUAAUGAAUGCCCUCACCGUCCCGGGCGGCGAGGGCGUCCAGCCAGCCCCUGUUCAACCCUCCACCGUUCGUCUGUUUGUGCCACAAAUAAAAGAACGUGAAAUUGCA
Sus scrofa (pig) is the source of this 5342-nucleotide messenger RNA. RefSeq names its product cordon-bleu WH2 repeat protein (gene COBL). Lineage: Eukaryota; Metazoa; Chordata; Mammalia; Artiodactyla; Suidae. Gene Ontology annotation, molecular function: actin monomer binding. Gene Ontology annotation, biological process: actin filament polymerization; actin filament network formation. Gene Ontology annotation, cellular component: terminal web; dendritic growth cone; ruffle. The record is from RefSeq and is a predicted model, not a curated record.